AUGUCAAGUCAACGAAGUGGUUGUGAAAAGAGAAAACGUAAAGCCUGUAAAGAAGCAGAACUAUUAAAAAUUAAAACUAGUGCAGAAAAUAUAACAGAUUCUAUAUCUGACAGCACAAAGAAAAUUGAAAAUAAGGAACUACAUAGUGAUGAUGCUAGUGCAGAAAAUACAACAGAUUCUAUAUCUGACAGCACAAAGAAAAUUGAAAAUAAGGAACUAUAUAGUGAUGAUGCUAGUGCAGAUAAUACAACAGAUUCUAUAUCUGACAGCACAAAGAAAAUUGAAAAUAAGGAACUACAUAGUGAUGAUGCUAGUGCAGAUAAUACAACAGAUUCCAUAUUCGAAAGUUCAAAGAAAAGUGAAAAUAAGGAACUACAUAGUGAUGAUAGUAUGUAUUUUUAUUAUAAAACAAUCAAUUUAACAAAUUUUAAUUUUGUUGUGGUUUUAAUGUUUCUGUCAACAGCUAGUGCAGAAAAUACAACAGAUUCUAUAUCUGACAGCACAAAGAAAAUUGAAAAUAAGGAACUACAUAGUGAUGAUGCUAGUGCAGAUAAUACAACAGAUUCCAUAUUCGAAAGUUCAAAGAAAAGUGAAAAUAAGGAACUACAUAGUGAUGAUACUAGUGCAGAAAAUACAACAGAUUCUAUAUUCAACAGUUCAAAACAAAGUGAAAAAAAGGAACUAUAUAGUGAUGAUGUUAAUAUGGUGAAUGUAUAUGAUCCGGUUAAUCCAUUUUCAAAAGAUCGCUUAGAGUUCCAAAAUCGAAUUUUGAAAGGACGUUACAAGCCUAUAUUAGAUCUUUAUCCACGGUCACUUCAAAACUCUAAAAAUAGGUCAUUUCAGAAAAACUGGUAUGAUAUUUUUGAUUGGUUAGAGUAUAGUGAUGCUUCUGACAAGGCAUUUUGUUUCCCUUGUCGCUGCUUUAAAGGUAAUGAAAUAAAUAGCAGCUACAGUGAAUCAACAUUUAGUAGUAAUGGUUUUAAAGCGUGGUAUCGAGCUAUUGAUGCAUUCAAAAAACAUCAAUCAUCCAAAUGUCACUUAAACAGUGCAAAAGCAUUAACUGAUUUUAUUAAUUUGAAGUCAAUUGACUGUGUGCUCAAUAAGAAUCGUCUUGAAGAAAUUAGUAGAAAAGAAAAAGAUCGUUUGAAAAACAGAGAAUUUAUGAAUCGUAUCAUUGAUAUUAUAAUUUGUUUAGGAAAGAGUGGUAGGCCAUUUCGUGGUCAUGAUGAAAAAUCUGAUAGUUGCAAUCAAGGACUUUUUAAGGAAUUAGUAAUCUUACUGACAAAAUAUGAUGUUGUUCUUCAAGACCAUUUACAAGAGGCUCCAAAAAAUGCUUUGUACACAAGUAACAGAAUACAGAAUGAUUUAAUAACAUCAAUUAAAAAUGUUAUUUUACGAAAUAUAAAAAACAACCUACAAAAUUCGUUCAUAUCAAUAAUGGCUGAUGAGACUACAGAUGUUGGUCAUUUUGAACAAUUGUCAAUUGUUUUUCGAUAUUUUGAUGAAAAAAAAAUAGACCAGUUGAAACUUAUAUUACAUUGA
This is a messenger RNA of Macrosiphum euphorbiae (potato aphid), 1542 nucleotides long. The record is from the annotation of a GenBank genome assembly. NCBI's taxonomy places the organism in Eukaryota, Metazoa, Arthropoda, Insecta, Hemiptera, Aphididae.